AUGGAAGCAGAGGUUCAAGCUUUAGAAGAGCUUUCAAAGCAGCUAUUUUUGGAAAUAUAUGAGCUUCGCCAAGCUAAGGUCAAAUGGUGGCUUUUGGAUAUCUCGAUUGAGAAGGCAGCUGCUUUUUCUCGAACUUGGAGGGGUCACAUGCAGAAUUUACUUGGCUAUGCAUGUUCUGUCUAUUGUGUGUACAAAAUGAUUAAGUCUUUGCAAAGUGUUAUUUUCAAGGAGGCUGGCUCAGUUGAUCCUGUGACAAGGACUAUCAGCAUAUUUUUGCAGUUUUUUGACAUAGGAAUUAAUGCUGCAUUAUUAUCACAGUUCUUCUUUGCCGUUUCCAGAGUUGGGAGUGGAUCUUCAAGCAACGUUGUACUUUUUUUGUCUGAAAUUAUGGGAAUGUACUUUGUUUCUUCUAUUCUUUUGAUAAGGAAAAGCUUAGCAACUGAGUACAGGAUAAUCAUAACCGAUGUCUUGGGUGGAGAAAUUCAGUUCGACUUUUAUCACCGGUGGUUUGAUGCAAUCUUUGUAGCAAGUGCUUUCCUUUCUUUGCUUUUGCUUUCUGCACAUUACACAUCUCGCCAGGCUGAUAAGCACCCAAUUGAUUGA
Dovyalis caffra is the source of this 603-nucleotide messenger RNA. The record is from the annotation of a GenBank genome assembly. Lineage: Eukaryota; Viridiplantae; Streptophyta; Magnoliopsida; Malpighiales; Salicaceae.